AUCAUGUGCGGCAAACUGAGUAAAAAGACCGAUGUAAUACUUCGGCGGGAAGCGUUGACGGCCGUCCAGAAAGCGAACCCGUUCGAAACGGUGGUCACGAAAUCGAAACACGCCGUGCUCAACCGUGGCGCACAAUCUAAGCAUCCCGGCAAGCUGCAGCGGGUAUCGAACGAAAAACGAGGCCAAACGUUAGGCAAAGAAUUUGCGCUGCUAAAGAAGACAAACCGCUUCCUGGAUGCAAGGAUCAACAGUAAAUAUGCGCGAGGCCCGUCCAAGAAGGAACAGUCGAAAGAGUUGUUCAACCUAAUCCUAACACACGGUGGGCGUACGAUGCAUGAAAUUGAAAGCUUCGACGAUUUACCCGAUGGGGCCGGUGAUGAUGAGGAUGAAGUCGGUAUGCUUCAAGAAUCCUUCACCAGGGAGACACAUUUUGGUGGUGGUUCGGAUGACGAAAGGCCCAGCAGGGAUCGGAAAACGGUUAUCGAGGAGAUGAUUGCUGAAAGCAAGCGCCAGAAAUCGGAACGCCAACAGGAAAAUGAUGAAGUGUACGAUAUGCGGCAAAAGCUAGACGAGGAGCUGAAGAAUUUGAUGCCACAGCUUAAUGAGCACAUCCGGAAGGAUGAGGAACGACCGAAACCGGACGAUUUCGAUCAAGCGCUGCGGGAAAUGAUUUUUGAGCCACGCGGUGUACCAACCGAGAAGCUUAAAACCGUCAACAAUGCGGCCACCGAACAGAAUCGACGUGAGGUUUUGGACCGUGAAAAGCAGGAGCGAAUGCAGGCCGUAUCCGUACCGGCAAAGAAAGUGUGCGCAAAUCGACCACUUUCGGCGGAUGCACUGUGCGACGAGUACGUCGUAGAAGACGUUGGUAACGAGGAGGACGAGGACGAUUAUGCAUACGGGCAGGAAAAUGGGACCGGUGAGAAUGAUGAGCCUGUAUCAAAUGGAUCCGAUGCCGUGUCGGACGAUGAUGCGGAGAGUAGCGAUAUGGACAGUUUAGUGGAUCUAAAAGCAGUUACACAGCCUGCUAGUGAUAAGGAGUCUAACGAUUCGGAAGCAGACGAGGAUUUGGUAACGGAAAACGCUACGAAACCAAAACUACCGUUGAAAGCGACCAACAAGGAAGAGAAUCCUGUGUUGCAUGUGGUGGACGUGCCAAGAAAUUACGAACAGUUUGAAGAGAUGCUUGAAGAAAAAAGGGUUACAGAGAAAACACAUCUAAUAGCGAGCAUGGUACAUACGCUGAAGCAGAAGAAUUUCCUGCACAAAUCACGCUGGUCGGUACUGUUCGCGUAUGUCUUAAACUAUGUAAGCCAGCGUUUUACGCGAGCAACUGCGAUUGAGGCAGAAUUUCAAGCGUUACACCAACUAACGCCUCUGCUUCAUGAUAUAGUGGCCGCCGAUUCUUCCGGCAUAGGGCAAGUGUUCCAAAGUAUUUUGGAGGAAAAGUAUAGCGACUUUAAAAAUCGUCCCCGUCGCUAUCCGGAUCUUUCGACGUUGGUGUUUCUGAAACUAGUUCCUCUGCUAUUUUCCGCUUCCGAUCGAAGACAUUCCAUCGUUACACCGGCAAUGGUUUUUAUCGGAGAAAUACUUUCCCGAUGUCAAGUGCGAAACCGACGAGACAUUAGCCGUGGUUUGUUGCUCGUAACGACGGUGCUGGAGUGUCUGGAGCAUUCCAAACGGUUUCUACCGUCAGCGAUUGCUUUCUUGAUGGGUGUGCUUGGGCAAGCUUGCACUAAAGACGCAUUACCUCCAAUCACAACCAUCAUACAACCGUUCAGGUUAUCCUCGAGCUUACUACUUACUGAAUCGGGAAAAGACCUGCACGUGACUGAUGUGCUUCAACUAACUGCACAGGAUCUACUGCUCAUACAAAUCACUACAUCGUUUAAGGUACGUGCGAUCGCUUGCGCUGUUUCGUUGGUGACCACUCUUUGCAAGCAGCUCGAAAUCGUCGCAGCAGCAUCUCUCGCGAAGCAAUUUCUGCAACCGCUGAACUACAUACAGCACAGAUCAUACCCUUGGCCGGUACAGAAAAUGCUUCAGCAAGCUAUGCAAGCACUGACGGAGCUCUCGAAGCAACCGUUAGUUUACUUGGUGCAGGCGGAAAAGAAACCGAAACCGUUGCGUUUGCUCGAACCGAAAAUCAAUUUCAUCUAUGAGGAUAUCAGACGACGACCCAAGACAGCAAUACCUAUACGUGAACAGCGCAGAAAGAUUCAGCAAAAGAUAAAAAAAGUUAUGCGUGGCGCAAAGCGCGAAAUUCGGCUUGACAACGAUUACAUCGCAAAACUGCAGCACAAACGACGCAUGGAGAAUGAUCGGGACCGACACCAGAAGGUUCGUCAGAUAUUUAGCCACGCGUCAUCUCAGCAGGCCGAGUUCAAUUCGCUCGAGAAGAGAGCAAAGUAUCGCAAGUAA
This is a messenger RNA of Anopheles maculipalpis, 2421 nucleotides long. Its product is annotated as nucleolar protein 14 homolog. Gene Ontology annotation, biological process: maturation of SSU-rRNA. The transcript has 2 exons. The record is from RefSeq and is a predicted model, not a curated record. Bases 4 to 2421 code for a protein of 805 amino acids. Gene Ontology annotation, cellular component: Noc4p-Nop14p complex; nucleolus; small-subunit processome. NCBI's taxonomy places the organism in Eukaryota, Metazoa, Arthropoda, Insecta, Diptera, Culicidae.